GUCAGUUGUCAGUUGAAGUUCAAAAUUGAGAAGUGCACACAAAGAUUCCACCAAAGUAUCACUAUUUAAUGCGGGGUUAACAAUAAAAAGAAAAUGCUAUCGUUUAUAGCUAAAAACAAAAACGAUAUUAUUUAUUUGUCGUUGUUGUUGAUAAGUAUAUCGAUAGGGCCUUAUUACAGAGGUAUUAAAAGUGUACCAACUAAGAAAUGGGCCGGAACAGUUUUUGGUAUAUUGUUGAUAAUAGUGGUUUCGGGAUACAGUGCAAUUCAUCCUAUUUUGUCCGCAACACUUGGAAUAUUUGCUAUAAAACUUACAUCAAUUAGGUAUUGCCAUAUAGUGACAUUCUUUUUAAUGUUUGGUUACUUGUUCUUCUUCCGCCUGGCUGAUAAAUUCGGUCUUCCACUCUCUUCGGGACAAACAAACCUCAUAGAGAUGAUAAUAGUCUUGCGAGUGGUUGGAGUCGCAUUUGAGAUGAACGGAUCAUGGCUGGCUAUGAAAAAAGAUAAAAAGAAUGACUCAAAAGAUGUAAAAGAAAAAGAUUCAAAAGAGAUAAAAGAUAGAGAUGAUGACUUUGUUGAAUUAAUUAAUCCAAAUAUGAUUGAUCUCUUCCAUUAUUCGUUUAAUUAUGUGGGAUUACUUACAGGUCCAUAUUAUAGAUAUAGAACAUUUGACGAUUAUUUCCAAUUGCCAUUCAGCAAGUAUGCAGAUUGUUUUGGGGCCACAAUCAACACUUUAAGAACAGUGCCUGUGUAUAUCUCUUUGUACCUGGCGUUUUCUAACAUCUGGCCUUUAGAAUACGUGCUAACAGAAGGGCAUAACAACAGACAUUUUGUAUAUCGAAUGUUGUACCCGUGGGCAUUGUUCGCGGCGUUCCGUCAGCGGAUAUACUCCGGCAUGACGCUAGCAGAGAGCGUGUGCACUUCUGCAGGGCUCGGGGCUUACCCAGUGCAAGGAAGGAACAGGACAGGCCACGGACCUACUGUCGGUUAUUUGAAGUUGAAGAAAAUGUCUGAAACAGAAGCUGAGAACACUCUGUACGACUUCAACACGGUGGAGUCCAUGGACGUGUGGGGAUGCGAGACUGUGGUCACUCUACGGGACUCGAUGAAGGUGUGGAACAAGGCGGUGCAGUACUGGGUCGCUGUGGUGGUUUACAAGAGAUUCCCGAUCAAGCCUUUGAAGGUUCACGCAGCGUUGUUCGUGUCAGUGAUAUGGCAUGGAUUCCACGCUGGUUACUUUUUCUGCAUUUAUUUCUGUCCCUUCUAUCUCAUGGCUGAAGAUAUCUACUACAAAUUGUAUUAUAAAGAUGCUACGGGCACUAAAAAGAAGAUCAUGGGAUUCAUAAUGUGGUUCCUGAGGUCUCAUUCUGAGUCAUAUCAAGCUGCAGCGUUCCUCCUCCUGUCAUUUGACCGUAUUUGGAUCUACUAUUCAUCCGUUUACCACUAUUGGUACGGCGUUUGGUUGGCGUUCCUUAUAAUCGGCAUCGUAUUGCAACAAUUGCAUAAGUUGAAAAAACCGAAAAAUGUAGAUGACGUUAAAAAUAAGUGAUGUUUUAGUGAGAUUUUUUUGGGAGAUUUUGUAGUAAAAAUCGGGUUAAUGGAUAGUGAAAUUUAGUUUUAUACAUUCCGACACGAGAUUACUUAUAAGAAUUGCAAAAAAAAAAAUAUGUUUAUUUAUUUUUUCUUUUUUUCAAAGCAGAGUACAUAAAAAAGGUAUUUAGUAGAUGAUUGGUUUAUUUGGCUAGUUCAGUGGGAAAGUUCAUGGGCUGAUAUUAUUAAUUGACUUGGGGAAAAUAUCAUUACAUGUUCUAUAGGUAAAUGUGUGUUAUUUUUUGUGUUAGACCUUUAUUGAUUUGCUCAAGUAAAAUUAUAAAAAUAUUUUUCUAUUUAAUCAUGACGACACUCAAAUUUUAUACAAUGUAGUUUCACUCGUAAUGUCUCCAAACGGAAAUGUUGGUCAAAAUCAAAAGUUAAUGUUAUAAAAAUAUAUUUUUUUGUCAAUUGGGCGGUUAGUGAUAAAAACGGUAACAAAAAAAUUGUAAGGGGAAAUAAAAAAAACUUUUUAUAAAUUUGAAUUUAAAAGAUAAGACUUAGCGUAUUUAUUCGGUAAACAGACAAAAAAAUAUAUAAAAAUGGAAAUCUCAGCAAUACCUGUCAAUUUAUAUUAAAAAGUAAGUAUGAUAAGCUUGGGGAUGUUCUAAUAACUCAGUUUUUUAUUGAUACUUUGUUUUUUUUUGGGGAAAAAACCAAUUGAAAAAAUUACGUAAUAUUGAUGCCUUUGCCAAUUGCCAUCGAAUCUCAUUGAUGCAGUGGCACACCUACUAUGAACAUAGAAAAUCAUGAAAAUAAUAUUAAUUCACUUUUGUAAACAUGUAAUUUGAUGUAAGUUGGAUUAUACUUAAAUGAUAUAUAGAUCAUUGCAUUCACGAAGUCGCGCCCCACUACUUGCUGGUGGUAGGAUAUAUAUUAUAUCCGCCCGGAUAGCGAUCACCGUAAACAAGGUGUUAAAACCCGCCAUAGUGGCCUUCCUAAGUGUGUCGCAUUCCGGGAUCAGCCUGUGUAUAUCCAGUUCCAAUAGGCCGGCACAAUUGUAUCCACUGUUAAAGAGUAGUCAUCUCUCGUCAGUCGACAUUCUAUUGGACCUAAUUCUUUUUAUCAUCAGGUGCAGUGGGUCACUUUGCCUUACCCGUAUUAAAAAUACUUUCCUUAAUCGUUAUCAGUGUGCGUGAGCAGCAUAAGUGCGCACGCACACUAAGAUCCAUAGCGUCUGGGAAAGUGCUUGGAUCAGUCCCCUUACGACACCCCGGAACACCCCCGCUCAAAAAGUGGUAGGGUGCGUCUUCGUGAAUGAAAUGAUCUAUAAUUUGCUACAGGGGGAAAUAAAGUUGUUCCAACAGCCUUAGUGAGAAUUAGAAAAUUAUUCAUUUUGAUAUUAUUUAUAUAAUUUACAUUUGAUAGUACUACGGGAUUAUUUUUAUGAUAUUAAUUCAGCAAUAUCUGAAAUAUUAAUGUAUUUGAAUGAGAUCUUUGUAUUUAUUUUUAUUGUAGGAGCAUGACAAUAAUGUAUGUAUUCCAUUCUAGUCCGUGUAGAUUUUUUAUUCGAUAUUUUGAAUAAAAUAUGUGUAUUAAGAA
Messenger RNA from Manduca sexta (tobacco hornworm), 3131 nucleotides. RefSeq names its product lysophospholipid acyltransferase 7 (gene frj). Gene Ontology annotation, cellular component: mitochondria-associated endoplasmic reticulum membrane contact site; membrane. The record is from RefSeq and is a predicted model, not a curated record. The transcript is spliced from 7 exons. Gene Ontology annotation, molecular function: lysophospholipid acyltransferase activity. Gene Ontology annotation, biological process: phosphatidylinositol biosynthetic process; lipid modification. Bases 94 to 1548 code for a protein of 484 amino acids. NCBI's taxonomy places the organism in Eukaryota, Metazoa, Arthropoda, Insecta, Lepidoptera, Sphingidae.